CCCCUAGGAUUAAGCCUUCACAGCCCUGGAAAUACGUAGUCAAUCUACGAGAGCAGAAAUUGGAGAAGUAAGAAAAAUACAGGAAAAUAAUGCAUUAGAAAUGGCCGAACAAUGCGAUCUAAAAGCCAUGAACAUCGAAACUCGCGGGAACACCAUGCCAUUGCCACCCAAUCUGACAAGUGUUUGGUCACGUCAGUGCCUCGUCAAAAACAAACUUUGCCUUCAAUCAGACACACCAAUCACCGCCAUUACACACACAAUUUCCCCGCCCAACACAAUACUCCUUGUAAUACUAAAUUCCAUUCACUUCUUUGACAUCCCUUUUCAUUAUCAUGUACAUGGUUUCGAUUCUGGAGUUCUGAAUUUUCCUGUUUUUUGCUGAAGUUCGAUUCAUAAAUGGCGGAAUCUAUCGAUUCUUAGUUUUGCUGCUAUAUUCCCGAUUUUUGAAGGAGGCUUUGAAUUCUUUUAUAUUGGGAUCGGGGAGGAAUUAAAAAAAGCUUCUGUAAGUUCCUAUCACCUUCAUUGAUCCGAAAGGAAGCAAGUUUGGCCUGUUUUUCUAUGGUAAGCAAUAUCAUGUUUCUGUAAUAUUCACUUGUUUUUCAUUUGAUUCCUCUUCUUUUUAAUUCGUAUAUAAGAUGAGCACUAUUGUUUACAUAUGCCGUUUUGAUAGAGCCUCCUUGUUCUAGUCUUAGACCAAAAUGGAGCAAUUUCGGCAGAUAGGGGAGGCUUUAGGAAGUUUGAAGGCAUUAAUGGUUUUUCGUGACAACAUCCAAAUUAACCAGAGGCAAUGCAUUUUGUUGCUAGAUAUUUUUUAUUCUGCAUACAAAUCGAUAGCAGAUGAAAUGAAAGAUAACCUGAAAUUCGAAGAGAGGAACUUGAAAUGGAAAGUUCUUGAAAUGCCAUUGAGAGAGCUCCACAGGAUUUUCAAAGAAGGGGAAGCCUACAUCAAGGAAAGCUUGGAAUCUAAAGACUGGUGGGUUAAAGCCAUAACUCUCUAUCAGAAUACUGACUGCGUCGAGUUGCAUAUCAGUAACUUGCUUUCCUGCAUUCCGGUUGUCAUUGAAGCAAUCGAAUCUGCAGCCCAACUGUCCGGUUGGGAACAAGAUGAAAUGCAAAAGAAAAAACGGGUGUACUCCAAUAAGUACCAUAAAGAAUGGAUUGAUCCUGAACUUUUCCAAUGGAAAUUUGCAAAGCAGUAUCUUGUUACUCAAGAUUUUUGCAAUAGGAUUGACAAUGUCUGGAAAGAAGAUAGAUGGAUCCUUAAAAACAAAAUCCAAGAAAAGGAAAACUCAAGGUUGAGAAAGCAGGAGAGAAAACUUGCAGAUUUGCUUUUGAGAAACUUAGAUAGUUCAAAAUCUUUAAAAGAUAAGCUUUUACCGAGUUCGAUUCUAUUGGGGUGGAAGGACUAUCAGGUUAGACGGCGGCUCGGUAAUGGGAGUCAAUACAAGGAGGUUUACUGGUUAGGUGAAAGCUUUAUUCUGAGACACAUAAUUGGAGAUGUAGAAGCAGUAGCUUCUGAUAUUUCUUCAUUAUUAUCUCUUUCCCACCCAAACAUACUGCAUUUCCUUUGUGGAUUCACUGAUGAAGAAAAGAAGGAAUGCCUUUUGGUCAUGGAACUAGCGCAUAAAAGCCUCUGCGACUGCAUAAAAGAAACUUGCGGCCCAAGAAAGCGAACAUCGUUUUGUCUUCCGGUCACUGUUGAUCUAAUGCUUCAGAUUGCAAGGGGAAUGGAAUAUCUACACUCAAAUAAAAUCUACCAUGGUGACUUAAAUCCUUCCAGCAUUUAUGUUAAGCUGAGAGGAACAUCUUCGGAAGGGUACAUGCAGGUGAAAGUUUCAGGAUUUGGCUUGUCUUCAAUACCUCAGAGGGGAGCAGCGAACCAGAAUGAAACACAGUCAUUCAUUUGGCAUGCACCAGAGGUUCUAGAGGAGCAAGAACAGUCAGGAAGUAAAGUGAAAUUAAAGUUCACUGGAAAAGCAGAUGUGUAUAGCUUUGGAAUGAUUUGCUUUCAGCUUCUUACUGGAAAAGUCCCAUUCGAAGAUGGCCAUCUUCAAGGGGACAAAAUGAGCCGAAACAUAAGAGCAGGGGAGAGGCCACUGUUUCCUUUCAAGCCACCAAAAUCUAUAACAAGCUUGAUCAAGAGAUGUUGGCAUGCUGAUCCGGAUCUAAGGCCUAGCUUCCUAUCCAUCUGCAGAAUUCUUCGGUAUAAACGGUCACUUCUAAUGAACCCUGAUUAUAACAGUCAGUCGGAGUUACCGGCAGCUUUGGAUUACUGUGACAUUGAUAUGAGGCUUCAACAUAUUCCCACAUGGGAAACUCCCAAUUCAUUAUCCACAUCACAAAUCCCUUUUCAGAUGUUUGUUUAUAGAGUAUUGGAAAAGGACAAAACAGGAGUUCCUCUCAAAGACACUUCGGAAUCGGGAAGCGACAGAAAUUCGGCUAGUGGCGAUGAAAAUGUCACUACUGAUGAGCUAUACACAUCAGCAACUGACAGGUCCAUGCCUUCACCUGAACCACUGCCUAGGAUAAAUACUACAAUGAAGAAAUCUGCAGAUAUUAGAACAAAACAUCCAGUGACACCUAAAGCAAGAUCAACAAGACCUCCAAUGAAUCAGCGUGUCCGCAGUUUCAGAAUGAGUUCAGAAAGCCAGCUGCUCCUAGUGAGCCCCAGACUACGGAGAUCAUCAUCCGGCCAUGUCUCAGACUCUGAGCUCUCCUAGCCUUUCUCAACAUGUUGAUUGCUUAGACACAGAAACAAUGUUUGAUCUAGUUUGCAGUGAUGAAAUGCUUUGCCAGAUCAACAAUUACAGGGAAAGAAAAGUUCAACUGAAGAUGAAACAGAGUGGAAAAAUAGUAUUCAAACAGACAAUCCUCGGAACAAGUGCUCAGAGCUAAUCGAGUUUUCAAAGUUUUAA
Molecule: messenger RNA, 2915 nt
Organism: Gossypium raimondii (Peruvian cotton)
Lineage: Eukaryota; Viridiplantae; Streptophyta; Magnoliopsida; Malvales; Malvaceae
Product: cytokinesis protein sepH
Biological process (GO): signal transduction; protein phosphorylation
Cellular component (GO): cytoplasm
Molecular function (GO): protein kinase activity; ATP binding
Source: RefSeq, a predicted model, not a curated record